Ciona intestinalis (vase tunicate) is the source of this 1253-nucleotide messenger RNA. RefSeq lists its product as uncharacterized. NCBI's taxonomy places the organism in Eukaryota, Metazoa, Chordata, Ascidiacea, Phlebobranchia, Cionidae. The record is from RefSeq and is a predicted model, not a curated record.
UAACAACGUCAACACUCUAUAUUCUUAUCCGGAUUUAACCAACCACGGCUUUGUUACCUUAACCAAUUGUAAUACCUGGGAAACCUAACACCGAUUCUGUACAUUUGGGCGUCGCUAAACAAUUGUUCGGUGUGUGUAACGAACGCGUUACAUCUAGUAAAACAACUCAGUUACUAUGCACUUUCUCCGUCAUACCAUUACCUCAGUUUGGAAUAGAGUUUCGAUACAUUUUAGCACGAAGUGAUCAAAAAACGGAUUACCCACACAGUAGCCGAAGCGUUAAAAAACUAGAAACGGCAGGGCAUAAUAAGUUGGUAUUUGCACUGCUAAGUAUCAGCAUAUGGCGUUUGCGGAUAGAGUCAGUUUUGGCAACAAAAGAACUGCAACUAUUUUGGCGGCUUCGUUUUCCGUGGCGCAGUUUUUCAUCGAGACUCUGACGUUGUUUUGUCUGGCAGUUUAUGUAUCUGGACCAGUAAACACAGCUUUGAAAGUAUUUUAUGCAUUUGCCGCAAUCGGUUGUCCGUUGCUUUUGUUUGUUUCUUCUGUUGCUGUCCGAAGCAUCGCAAAGGGUGUGAGCAGCGGCCUCUUAGUUUGGUUGUUGUGUUACUGCGUUGUAUCAGUAUGUGAACUGAUUCUUACUUUAAUAGCAUUUAUAAAGCUGGAUAGCUUGCACGAUCCAUUUUUGUUCUACAACUCCGCAUGGGCAUUUGCUAUACAACACUUAAAUGGUCAACUCUAUUUCGGCGCGCAAAAUCUAUCUACGUGCACUUUAGCGACGCAAGUGUCCCUUCCAUUUGAUCGAGAAGGCUCCUACGCAGUGUACUUGAUUACCCAGAAGGGAGCAGACGGGCUUAUAGCAGCAUUCGCACUGCUUUUGUUAUUUAAAAACAUAUUCAACGUGAUCAUUCUGAUCGUCGGUUCCUCGCAUUAUAGUGAUAUGAAAACCGGCAAUGGCAGACGAAGGCGAUAUUCAAGACCCGUAAUAAACUUCAGUGUAUGUAAUCGUAUAACUUAUCCAACGUUCUAUUUAUUUCGCAGGCAUUUCCGACAGACCCUCACCAUCGCGGCAGUGUUCCCCAACGGCGUGUUACCUUUUCCGGCAUCACUGCAGUUGCAAGAUGACCGCGUAUCCGAAAGCUAUAUUCCUGGUGGUUAUUAAGCAGCUGUAUUCUGUUAGUAUUGUUCAAGCUGUACUGUCACGCACUUAUUUUGUCCGUGUAUGCGUUCAUUUUAAUAAAGAGCAAAUUAUAUCG